Molecule: messenger RNA, 1619 nt
Organism: Durusdinium trenchii
Lineage: Eukaryota; Dinophyceae; Suessiales; Symbiodiniaceae
Source: the annotation of a GenBank genome assembly
CUUUGGUAGUGUGAGCGCGGACAACUUGAGUGUCAGAAACCCUGUGGGUUGCAAAUUUGUGUCAAAAAUCAUUUUGUUUCUUGCCGCCGUCAUGUUUCUCCUUGCUCAAGGCCCAGUUGGUUGCAUGUAACACCGAUCUCUACUUUGAUGCGCAUAGCAGCACUUUCCGGCCAUGUGAUCGCGAACCUAGAUGAAGCCCUGUUGCGUCGAAUCACAUCAGGUGUUGGCUCAGGUGCUUCAGCUUUGAAAAGGUUUUUGGAACCGAUGCUGGGAGUGUCUGCCUAUCGGCUAAAGCUCUUUCUGGAGGAUCAGGAAAUCUCAAGCAUCUCACCUGACAGCUUCCAAGUAGAUUUACAGCUUGUUGUUCUACCGUACUGUCAGGAUCGUGCAAGGGAACUGUUAGAUGCUGCUGAGUCUGGACAUCUUUUUGAAGCUCAACGUCUUCUAGAGCUUUCACAAGAUCCAAAUGCCAAGUGUGGGGACAGUCUGGCACCACUGCACUCAGCUUCUUGCAUGGGCCAUGCAGAUAUGGUGCGUCUGCUGGUCGAAGCUCGGGCUGAUAAAAACCAAGCAGCGAUUUAUGGAACACCUUUACUCAUAGCUGCAGAACGUGGGCGAAUUGAAGUUGUGCGAUAUUUGGUUGAAGCUGGCGCUGCAAAAGAUGAGCCAAAAGAUGAUGGCUCCACGCCGUUGCUUUGCGCUGCUGCUGGCGAUCAUCUUGAGGUUGUGAAGUUCUUGAUUGAGGCUGGUGCAGACAAAGAUCUGCAACGAGGAGAUGGUGCCACUCCCUUGUUGUGCGCAGCUGCUAUGGACCAUUUGGAGGUCGUGCAAUGCCUUGUGAAUUCCGGUGCUGACCAAAACCUGCACAGGAACAAUGGGUUUACACCAUUGAUGUUGGCGGUUUUCAAGAAUCACGUAGAGGUAGCGAGCUUUCUUGUUGACAGCGGUGCUGAUGUAAACAAGUCCGGGGAAGAUGGCGACACACCGUUGCUGUUCGCAACUGUAGAAGGCCACAUGGAACUGGUUCGACUCCUAUUGGAGGCAGAUGCUGAUAUUGACAAGGCAUCUGACAAUGGUUCGACACCUUUGUUUUGUGCAGCUGAUGAGGGCCACUCUGAGUUGGUGCGCUUGUUUCUCGAGGCUGGGGCGGAGAAAGAGGAGGCACGCUGGGAUGGUUCCACACCCUUGCUUUGUGCAGCCUUACAAGGCCACACACAGGUGGUCCAGCUUCUGCUGCUGGCAGGGGCUGAUGCCAACAAGUGCCGAAUGGAUGGCUCAACCGCUCUCAUGUGCGCAGCUGCCGAGGGCCACGAUGAGAUUGCUCAAGCAUUGCUGCUGGCCGGGGCUGAUCCAAAGUGGUCACGCAAAGAUGGUAAGGUAGCCCAGCAGCUGGCAGAAGACCACGGCCAUUUGGACAUGGUUGCCCUAUUGAAUGAUGUUUCGAAGCUGAAGCGAGCAAGAUGUGCCAGGGUUGAACUGUUCCAAGCAGAGUAGACCUGGGAGGCCAAGGGCCGGCAAGACUUUUCUACGCCCAGGCACAAGUCAUUUGGACGUCAGGAAAAGCGUGCGCAAUUUCAAACAGUUGAGCCGCGGAAUUUUAGGUCAGUGCCAAUGCUUAA